This is a messenger RNA of Fusarium poae, 450 nucleotides long. RefSeq lists its product as uncharacterized. The record is from RefSeq and is a predicted model, not a curated record. Bases 1 to 450 code for a protein of 149 amino acids. The transcript is spliced from 2 exons. NCBI's taxonomy places the organism in Eukaryota, Fungi, Ascomycota, Sordariomycetes, Hypocreales, Nectriaceae.
AUGAAGUUCACCUCUAUCACAGCUGUCCUGGCCAGUGUCACUGCCGUCAGUGCUGGAUGGGAGUCAGUCUAUAUUGUCAACUCCAGAAAAGGCAAUGAGAUCUCCAGUGGCUGCGCCUACUACACGGACAACGCCGGUGCCUGGGGUAGACGCCCUGACGACUACGUCGACGUUACCCACGGGCGGCACCACGUUUGGGAAGGCAAACGUACCGCUUGUCGAUUUGGUUCUGGGGUCACUUUUAAUGUCGAUAUCAACGCUAAUGCCUUUGACCAAAACAACAACGCCUGGGUUGGAGGUGGGAACAAUGGUUUCAAGCAGUUCACUUGUCACAAAACUCAUGACAGGGCUGCCACUGUUCCAACUCUGUAUACUGUAGAUGGAUGGACUGUUCAAGGUAUCUACUGGUGCAGGGAGUAUGUUGGAGGCAAGCGAGAUUGGACUGCGUAG